AUGACAGACCAGGAUAACUCGUACAGACCCCGAUCGCCGGAUUUCUCAAGCUUCCCCGGAACCCUCCGUAUCCCCCCCAGUCCUUACGGACCAGCCCCAUACCCUCUCAACAGCCCGCUGGCACACAGGGCUUCCUACGACGCGUCCCCGUUCUUCAGCCCUCAAGACGCCCAGCCCCAGCUCCUACCGCAACUCCAACGCCCGGCACCAUCGUACGUCGAACCAUCUUUUGAUACAAACUUCCCCCAGAUGCCACCACAAACGAGAUCACAGUCUGUAACUGCAGCUGCGGGGCAGCAGCACCAGCAGCCGCCGCCCGUAGAGUGGCAUACAGCGCCAGAGCCCCCCGCAGAGAGCCAGCCGAUGAAAAUGGGGAGGACCACCCCGUCACGAGCUUCUGGGGGAGUCGAAGUCAAAACAAAGUUUCCUGUAGCUAGAAUAAAGCGAAUCAUGCAGGCCGAUGAAGAUGUUGGGAAGGUUGCCCAAGUUACACCUAUUGCUGUUUCCAAGGCCCUCGAGCUCUUUAUGAUAUCCCUUGUCACGAAAGCUGCCCAAGAGGCCAAGAAUCGGUCUUCGAAGCGUGUGACUGCAGCGCAUCUCAAGGAAGCUAUUGGGAAGGAUGAGGUUCUCGAUUUUCUUGCAGAUAUCAUUUCUAAGGUGCCCGAUCAGUCAACGGGUGGGAAGAAGGAUGACGAUGGAAGUGACCAUAAUGACGGACGUAGGAAAAAGGGAGGUGGGCGACGAAAGAAGGAAGACUGUGAUGAUUUCUGA
This is a messenger RNA of Paracoccidioides lutzii Pb01, 771 nucleotides long. RefSeq lists its product as hypothetical. The record is from RefSeq and is a predicted model, not a curated record. Gene Ontology annotation, biological process: positive regulation of transcription by RNA polymerase II; negative regulation of transcription by RNA polymerase II; transcription by RNA polymerase II. Gene Ontology annotation, cellular component: nucleus; negative cofactor 2 complex. Gene Ontology annotation, molecular function: transcription coactivator activity; RNA polymerase II general transcription initiation factor activity; transcription corepressor activity. Bases 1 to 771 code for a protein of 256 amino acids. The transcript has 2 exons.